AAUCUGUAAGGAUUCUUUCCUUACAGAUUCUUUGGGUAGGGUUUGGAAAUACGCUUCCAGGAAGGUAGAUCGCGGAAAACGACCCGUUCCUGCGUCUCGACGGUGUCCAGACUAGAGCUCCAGAUCUGAAAAUUUUCCGAUAAAUGGAUCACUAUUGCAGAUGAAGACUGUUGAAUUGGCAAGUCGAAUGCGUACUGAAGAUAAUUGCAGUCAUGAUGGCUUUUUUGAUUUAAGUCAAGGAAUUCUUAUCAAACUAUUAUAUGUGGCCAAAGAUUUGAUGUAAACGAAGACGUAUGCACUAAUUUCGGUAGAAAACUCCCAGAGCUUUUCUCUACUUACCUAACGAAAGUUAUUUUUAAUGCUGAUGAAACUGCAUUUUUUUAUAAACUCAUGCCAAACAAGACAUUACAUUUUAAAUGUGGAUGCUUCCAUAGGAGGUAAAAGCGUUAUGAAGAAUAGCUUGAAGCUGUUUUAUUCUCGAUAUGGAAGACUUCAUCAUGCCUUUUAUCGAUACGUAAGCUGUAAAUUUUUUGAUGUCAUAGUUGUAGGUGGUGGACAUGCUGGAACAGAAGCAGCUGCAGCUUCUUCAAGGAUGGGAUGUAAAACUUUGCUUCUUACUCAUAAAACAAGUACAAUAGGUGAGAUGUCUUGUAACCCAUCUUUUGGUGGCAUUGGUAAAGGACAUUUGAUGAAAGAAGUUGAUGCUCUUGAUGGCCUCUGUUGCCGUAUUUGUGAUAUAUCUGGAAUCCAUUACAGAAUGCUUAAUAAAGCAAAAGGACCUGCUGUUUGGGGACCAAGGGCUCAAAUUGAUAGAUCACUAUAUAAGAAACACUUGCAGAAGGAACUUUUCGAGAUUUCUAAUUUAGAUAUCGUUAGUGGAUCUGUUGAAGAUUUGGUUCUAAAAAAUGAUAUACAAGAUGGGAAAGAACAUGUUAAAGCUUGUGGAGUUAAACUUGCUGAUGGGAAUAUAAUUCAAGGCAAAACAGUAAUAAUUACUACAGGAACAUUUUUACGUGGAAAAAUCAAUAUUGGAUUGGAAUCUCGCCCAGCUGGUCGCAUUGGGGAUGAACCAGCAAUUGGAUUGGCAGUAACUCUUGAAAAUUUGGGUUUCAAGCUUGGAAGGUUAAAAACUGGAACACCACCUAGAAUAGAAGCAUGUUCGGUUGAAUUAUCUGAAGUAGAGACUUCUUAUCCUGAUAACCCACCUGUGCCAUUUUCUUUCAUAAAUGAUAAAGUCUGGAUAAAUUCUGAAGACCAAGUUCCUACAUAUCUUACUUAUACUACACCAGAUGUAGACAAAUUAAUUUUAGAAAAUCAGCAUUUAAAUUUACACGUCAAAGAAGAAACUCAAGGACCAAGGUAUUGUCCAUCUAUAGAAUCCAAAGUUUUACGUUUUGGUGGUCGUUCCCAUCAAGUUUGGCUAGAACCUGAAGGCUUGGAUUCGGAUCUUAUAUAUCCCCAAGGUCUUUCAUGUACUCUCCCUGAAGACCUGCAACUUAAAUUGCUAAGGUAUUUACCAGGCCUGCAACAUGUGGUAAUGGUAAGACCAGGCUAUGGUGUAGAGUAUGAUUUCAUUGAUCCAAGACAAUUGAAGCCAUCUUUAGAAACAUUUAGAGUAAAAAAUCUGUUUCUGGCAGGACAAGUAAAUGGUACAACUGGUUAUGAAGAAGCAGCAGCACAGGGAAUUAUUGCUGGAAUUAAUGCUGCUUGUAAAGUACAAGCAAAAGAUCCUUUCAUUGUUAAACGAACAGAAGGUUAUAUUGGUGUUUUAAUAGAUGAUCUAACAACUCUUGGUACUACUGAGCCAUAUCGUAUGUUCACUAGCCGAGCUGAGUUUAGAAUGUAUUUAAGACCUGAUAAUGCUGAUUUGCGUCUAACAGAAAGAGGUUAUAAAAUUGGAUGUGUAUCAGAAGAACGAUAUUCAAAAUUCCUGGAAGUAAAAAGUAUGUUAGAAGAGAGUAUAGACAUUUUGAAAUCUAUUAGCAAAACUUCAAAAGAAUGGAAUAUUAGUACAAAGAAUCCUCAUAAGAAAAAUGCAUUUGAAUACCUUGCAUUACCAGGUACGAGAGCUGAAAAUGUAUGUAAAUAUUUGCCUGACUAUAUAAAGAAAUAUAAACGAUUCUCAUAUUUCAUUUCAAGAUUGUGUGUAGAAGCAUUGUAUUUCUCAGCUGUUCAGCAACAAUUAGCUGAAAUCAAGGAGCUUCAAGAAGAGGAAGAUCUUGAAUUGCCAGAAGAUUUUGACCAUAUGAUGGAAAAUAUUCAACUUUCAAAUGAAGUUCGAGCUAAACUUAUGGAAGCAAGACCAACAAAUCUUGCUGCUGCAAAGCGUAUCCCUGGUAUGACUCCAUCUGCUUUAUCUGCUCUUCUUUAUUAUGUGAAGAGACAAAGAAUUUCAUGUAACUCAUAAAUAAAUUUUAUAUAUCUUUAUAUACAGAUAUGUACAGAUGAAUAAAAUUUUCAUAUUUUAAAAUUUU
Molecule: messenger RNA, 2474 nt
Organism: Stegodyphus dumicola
Lineage: Eukaryota; Metazoa; Arthropoda; Arachnida; Araneae; Eresidae
Product: 5-taurinomethyluridine-[tRNA] synthase subunit MTO1, mitochondrial
Biological process (GO): tRNA methylation; tRNA wobble uridine modification
Cellular component (GO): cytosol
Molecular function (GO): flavin adenine dinucleotide binding
Source: RefSeq, a predicted model, not a curated record